This is a messenger RNA of Helicoverpa zea (corn earworm), 1004 nucleotides long. RefSeq lists its product as uncharacterized. The record is from RefSeq and is a predicted model, not a curated record. Lineage: Eukaryota; Metazoa; Arthropoda; Insecta; Lepidoptera; Noctuidae. The transcript is spliced from 4 exons.
UGUGACAAAAACGAACAUGUGUACCGCUUUCCGGAUAUACGUCCUAUCAGUUAUCUGUGUAGCAGUCGCCGCGGGCAAUGUGCACGGACCUCGAAGAUCCCGUAGGAUGGAGGUCGACGAUUCAGCACAAAACGAAAUUGACAGUGGACGAGCUGAGGACAGUUCGUGGUGGUGGACAGGCGAAUUUUCUGUUUUACAGAAACUUUACGACGACUGCAGUGCGCAAAAGCACAUGUCAAUGUGUUUGAAGGGAAAAGCUUUGAUGGCACUCACAAGAGCAGUGGAACAGGAGAGCGUUCAGCUCGCCGAUGGGCUGACGUUGGUGAAGCAAGCUGACGCACCCUCCGCGGUUGCGGAGCCGCGCUUCUUCCCUGGUAUGUCCACAGAAGAUAAGCUGGAUGCCAUGUUGCGCACAAGGUUCCAGCAGCUAAUGAACACACACACCAUUUCUAUGGAUUUGGCAUCGGAAGGCAGGGGUAGAGGUAAGAAGGUGCUUCCUUACCUGUUACUCGGUAUUUUCACUACCGUAACGAUUGUGGGAGGAAUGGCGCUAAAGACUCUAGCAGCGAUUGCCGGCAAAGCCCUCAUCGCCAGUAAGGUUGCUCUAACUAUUGCUGGUAUCAUCGCCCUGAAGAAACUGUUCAGUCACGACGGAGCCCCCGCUGAAACCACCUUCCAAGUGCACGCUGAUGGACACCAUAGAAUAUUUGAAUUCUAGUAUUUAAUUCGAAGGCGGAACCUGUAUGUGGUGAGGCCAGCGAAAGGUGGCGCGGUGGACCCGUACUCGUACGGGGAGCAGAGCACGGCGAGCGCGUAGCCGCACCAGCUCGCAGCCGGCGGCCGCUGGCCCCGCCGGCGUCACCCUCGCCGCUCACCACCGCCGCGACCACCGCGCCAACACACAAAAUAACCUCAAACCAAAGUACCGUCCUCCGCGGACAUCCCUUUGAGACGAAACGGUCGUCCAUCUCAAUUUCAAAUCUAUGUCAGUAAAUUAUUUAAUG